Molecule: messenger RNA, 2497 nt
Organism: Tribolium castaneum (red flour beetle)
Lineage: Eukaryota; Metazoa; Arthropoda; Insecta; Coleoptera; Tenebrionidae
Product: MFS-type transporter SLC18B1
Exons: 10
Coding region: 902-2347 (481 amino acids)
Biological process (GO): transmembrane transport
Molecular function (GO): transmembrane transporter activity
Source: RefSeq, a predicted model, not a curated record
ACUGUGUGUUUGUUUUUCUUUAGACGAUUAAUUCUUUAUCUAAAAUAAUGUACAACGCAUUUGUUCCUUUGUUGACUAACAUGUUGAUCGUGGAAACGUUUAGAUACUCAAUAAUACGAUCAAAAACACAAGUGUGGUUUACAGAUGGAUGAUGAUAAACUAAAAAACAUUUUUUAACUGAUGUGCAAAAGCUUAUUUUUUAACUAGACGUAGACGGCGCAAAUGCUCACUUCCUUUGCAAAUUUGCCAAUUUAACGGACAGGAAUCACGAUUAGCUUGCAAUUUUUGGACAAUAGCCUUAACUACUGUAAACGUUGUAUAAUAGUAACAGAAUUUUUAUUCUUGAAUUGGCUGCAUUACAGCGCCUAAUGGAGAUAUGUGUGGGUUUCAAUAAGAACAUUAAACAAAACUUAUUAAAAUUAAUUAAAACCUGCCAAUUAUUUGUUUAACCCACGACAGGAAAUAAUUCUGCGUAAAAUAACGCAUUGUUGACCAUUGACAUCCUUGUAGUAAGGACAAAUCAGGUGUUAAACCAAAUAUAAAAUUUCGGAACCGUUUACGAAAACUACUUUUAUAUUUGCACAAGGCAAAACUUUGCCAAAGUUUUCAAAAGCAAACAAAUUAAUAAAAACAAAUAUGUCCUGAAUGAUUAUAAACAAGAAUGCCAAGCAGACAGUUCUGUUAGUGCUGAGCAAAGAGUUGCGGAGGUCUCGCACUCUUACUGAUUCAUUCAAAGCUUCACUUUUUCUCGACUCGAGUAAAGCAGAGUGUGUUCCUACAAUGAUAGUAAAUGGAAAUAGAACAGUGAAGUUUAUGAGUUAUGACUGUGAAAAUUACAAGUUAAUACAAGUGCAAAAGACUGUUUUUUCAUUGGAUUUAAGUGUCUCUAGCAAAAUUUAAAAUGAGUAAAGAAAAGAGCCCUGUUACGAUUUCUGAAACCGUUGAGAUCAAAAAUGAACACAAAGAGCCAGAAGACACUAAAGAUAAGAAACACAAGAAAUUCACCUGCAAACAAAAGGUGGCUUUAGUAAUGCUAGCAACAGUGGAUUUUAUGAGUUUUUGCUCGAUGUCAAUUAUGGCGCCUUUCUACCCUCAAGAAGCAGCGACUAAAGGCAUGUCGGAAUCAAUGGCAGGGUUUGUUUUCGGGUUUUACGCACUUGUUGUAUUUUUGUCUUCACCAGUAUUUGGUAAAAUUUUACCUAAAAUAGGGUUGAAAUGCCUGUUUACCGGAGGAGUAUUAAUUUCAGGAAUUUGUAGUUUAGUUUUUGGAACAUUACACAUCAUAGAUAAUUAUGCACUAUUUACGACGUUUUCGUUUCUGAUAAGAGGUUUGGAGGCUUUGGGAGCUAGCGCUUACUCCACUGCUAGUUACGUUAUUAUUGUAAAUAUUUUUCCCGACAAUGCUGGAGCCGUAAGGGGCCUUUUGGAGACAUUUGUCGGCUUGGGAAUGAGUGUGGGCCCGGCCCUUGGAGGCCUACUUUUUGCGAUCGGAGGUUUCGGUCUACCAUUCUACGUAAUUGGUUUAAUUAUAAUCCUGAUAGCACCACUGAAUGUUUAUUUGUUACCAUCGUCAGAAAGAUGUGCUGUGGAGACAAAGAGCGGCUCCUUUACCAAACUCUUGAGACUAACUCCUGUGAUAGUGACAUGUUUUAUUAUUACGGUCAUUGCUAUGACUUGGAGUUUCCUGGACCCGACUUUAGAACCGCAUUUGCGAAAGUUCAAGUUAAGUCCAGGAAAUAUUGGGCUUAUUUUCCUGCUUUUGUCGGCAAUGUAUGGGAUUUUCAGCCCUGCAUGGGGGUGGGUGACUGACAGACUCGAUAAUUAUUGGUGGCUAAUGACUUGUGGUCUCUUUUGUAACUCUAUCAGUUUACUACUUUUGGGCCCGUCGCCGAUUUUGUCAUUUCUUGAAGAUUCAAUAUGGCUCAACAUUGUGGCUUUAUCAACUUUGGGGGUGUCAGUGGCAAUGGCUUUGAUGCCCACGUAUCAAGCAAUCUUGGACAGCGCCCUUGUUGGAGGUUUUGAAGACAAUUUGGGGACUCACAGCGUAAUUGCCGGCCUGUGGUCCUGUGUAUAUUCCCUGGGUGAAGUUCUCGGACCUAUAAUAGGGGGAACUCUUCUCCAAAAUUACGGAUUUUCGCUAACAUCGACAGUUUUUUCGUUGCUGAAUUUAAUAAUGGCGAUUUUGGGAACGAUGUAUUUUCUACUCAGGCGGAAGUCUAAUAAGGAUCGAAACAUAUUUAUCGAUCAAGCUGGUUUCCAGAAAUAUAGACAAAAAAAUGCUGAAAUUAUUUUAGGGACAAUACUGGAAAAUGGUGAAAAUGGAAAAUGGAUUGCCAAGCUGAAAUAGUACAACGUAUUUAUUUCCAUCUUGUACACAUCACGCACGUUUUUCGAGUCGAAAGUGUGCAGUUAUGAAAAAAAAAAAGUUACUCAUUUAAUAACAGUGUCAUUUACCUAAUUUUACAAAAGUAAAUAAAUAAAAGAUUAUGUAAAGUUG